Molecule: messenger RNA, 2073 nt
Organism: Paramecium pentaurelia
Lineage: Eukaryota; Ciliophora; Oligohymenophorea; Peniculida; Parameciidae
Source: the annotation of a GenBank genome assembly
AUGAUUAAUGUUACCUUCAAGAUAGAUCAACUAAAAAUCAAUUUAACACAACUUGUAUAUCUUAAUCAAUAGAUUAUUUCUGAAAUUCGUCGCAUAUUAUACAAGUCUGGAAUUGAUUUAUCAGGUUGGGAUAGUUUUUAAUGCUAAGUCACUUAUAAUGAUGUAGUAUUAGAUUCUACUAAAACUUUUAAUGAAGCAGGAGUCAUAGAUUGUGCAAUUUUAUCUAUUAAACUUUCUUUACUUAUUACUCUAGAAAUUGUUAAUAAAUAAUUCCCAUCAUCGGAAAUUAAUGUAGAUGCAUUUGAUAGCAUUUAACAAUUUAAAGAUUUGAUGAUUCAAAAUUACUUAAGAAAUACUUAAUUUGACAUUAUUAUUAUUAAUGGAUUAGAUGGAAAAUUAAUGGAAAAAGAUACUUGGAUCUAAAAUGGUGUAGGAAAUUCUAUUCCAAUUUUAUUAGAUAUUUAAAUAAAAUAAAGAAUAUUAUGGAAAGGAGAGCUUUUAGACUGGAAUUUUAAUAUAUUUUAUCCAAUUUCCAAAGUCAUCCAAAACUUUAAAAAUAAACUCAAUAUUAAUGGAAUAGUUUCAUUAUAAUGUCAAAAUACUCAUCUUAAACCAGAAUUAUCAUAUUUCGAUCAUAAUCUACCUCUUAAUGUUAAUUGGUCAGCAAGUGUUCCUAAUGAAUUAAUUUAUAGAGUAUAAUUUUAAAAACAAUCAAAAGAAAAAUAAAUUAUCUGUAGUAAAGAUAAUUAAAUUAAUAAUGUCAUUAAAUAAUUAAGGAAAGACUUUAAUAUAAAUAGAACCAAUAAAAUUAUUUUAAUGUAUUAAUGGGCUUUAGAUUAACAUGCUACCUUUGCUUAAGAAGCAAUACCAAAUUUUAGUUUGUUGAAAUUAGUAGAAGAAGAAUACAAAGGAGAAUUUUAAAUAUUCUUAAAAAAUAUUAAUGAGAAUGCCUUAUAAACAUAAUCUAUUUAAACUCAAUAUGUAAAUAAUGAUACAUCACUUGGAGAAUUAUCAAGAAAAAUCCCUCAUUAAAAUGAUUAAGAAGUAAACUUUUAUUUUGAAUCUUAAGAUUAAAUAUUGGGUACCAAAUAAAGAAUGGAGGAUUUAAACAUUUAUUAUGGUGCCACAAUAAUGUAUAAAAUUAUAUAAAAAUAAAAUAUAGAAAAAAAUACUUUAAUAAACACUAAAAUAAAAGCUGUUGAAAAAUUAAUAGAAUUUAAAAAAUUUGGUCUUUUAAUUAUUGAUAUCAACAUUGUUAUCAAUAUUGACAAUUUAAGCAUUCAAAAUAACCUCCUUGCUUUAGCAGAAGUAGUGAGAUUUAAAUUAAGUCUACCAAAGAACUAAAUAAUUCAGUUCUCCUUAGGUACACAACUAUUAUCACUUGAUCAGUAGAUGUAUGAAAUUAUGAAUGGCAAAUUUGAAUUCUUACAAGCUAAAUUAUAAACAACAAUAAAAAUUUCAUUAUAAAAUAAGAAUACAAGUAAAAGUUUCUAGGUUGAUAUCAAUUUGGAAGACACUUUAAGGAAAAUAAGUGAAAAAUAUUAACUUGAAGCUAAAUUCUUAUAUAAUAAUAUUUAUUUGGGAUUGGAUGAAACUUUUUCUUAAUUAAAUAUUCUAAAUGGGGAAAUUAUUAUAUAUGAAUUAGUCUCUACUCCUAAGGAAGAUGUUGAAAUUCCAAUUGCUGUUUCUUCCUAAUCGGUUUCAUAAAAUAAUGAACUUCAUUAAGCUUCACCUUUUAAUAGUAAUGCUAUUUCUGUUGAAAAUCUUAAUUAAUAAUAAUUGAAAUCUCAAUAGAAUUCAAAUUAAGUUUAAGCAGAUUAACCUAUUAAUAAUUUGAAUGAUACUCUAAUCACAAUCAAAGCUUAAGCUGGAGAAAAAGUGUACAAAUUUUAGAUGAAAGGUAGUGAUAAUUUUGAAAUUCUCAAAAAAGCCAUUUUUGAUUUAGCAGUUUAAGGAGAUGAAUAAAAUGUGAAAUAGUAUAAUCUAAUUUAUGGUGAAUAGGUUCUAAGAGAUGAAUAAAUUGCUUCUACAUUAAAUAAAUAAGAAAUUUAAAUACAAUUUAAAUUAAAGUGA